Molecule: messenger RNA, 1418 nt
Organism: Gordionus sp. m RMFG-2023
Lineage: Eukaryota; Metazoa; Nematomorpha; Gordioida; Chordodea; Parachordodidae
Product: obg-like ATPase 1
Exons: 7
Coding region: 96-1343 (415 amino acids)
Cellular component (GO): cytoplasm
Molecular function (GO): ATP hydrolysis activity; ATP binding; GTP binding
Source: RefSeq, a predicted model, not a curated record
AUAAAUUUGACAGGUGACACUAUUAUGUAUAGCUUUUUUAACAUUUUUAUUUAUGAUUAUAAAUUUAUCCGGUAAAUAAUUUAACAAGAUUGAAUAUGAGCAAAAAAAUUUCUGAUAACAAAUCCCUACCACUAUUAGGCCGUUUUGGCACGUCACUCAAAAUCGGAUUGGUAGGCCUACCCAACGUUGGAAAAUCGACCUUAUUCAACGCUUUAACUCGUACUCAAAUCGCUGCGGCCGCCAAUUACCCUUUCUGCACUAUAGAACCCAAUGAGGCGCGUUGUCGUGUCGCUGAUGCCCGCUUCGAUUACCUGUGUAGCAUCUAUAACCCUGCAUCCCGCGUCCCAUCGUUUUUAACAGUUGUAGAUAUAGCAGGGCUAGUCAAAGGGGCCCACAUGGGUGCUGGUCUAGGUAAUGCUUUCUUGUCUCACGCGUCCGCUUGCGAUGCCCUUUUUCACGUAGGUCGCUGCUUCGAAGAUCCAGAAGUAACGCACGUAGAAGACGGCGGCGUGGACCCAGUGCGUGAUGCCGAAAUAAUCCAUGAUGAACUUAGGCUCAAGGAUUUGCAAGCGGUGGAUAAAAGACUCGAAGCCUUGGACAAAGGCCACAAGCAAGGAGCCAAUUCGAUUGAGGCCAAAAAGUUGAAAGAAGAAAAGGAUGUGCUGCAAAAAGUGAAAGAUAUUCUGAGUGGUCUAGCAGACGGGACUGAUGGCAAGGGAAGACAUUUAAGGCUUUUUAGGGGCGAGUGGACCGAAAAAGAAAUUGAAGUUCUUAACAAACACUUGUUCUUGACAGCUAAACCUAUGAUAUAUUUGCUCAACCUAUCGGAAUCGGACUUUAUAAAGAAGAAAAACAAAUGGUUGUCCAAGUGUGCCAAGUGGAUUCGAGAAAACGACGGACCCGAUGCUAUUAUUAUUCCUUUCAGCGCUGAAUAUGAGUCCAAAAUAGUCUCAAUUAUCACAUCAGCUGACACCGAUGGAGACUGCUAUUUGUCGAAUAACAUCAAUUAUAGUGUCAUCGAUAAAAUUAUUGUCAACGGAUUCAAAGCGCUUAAUUUGCAAUACUUUUUUACGGCGGGAGCGGACGAGGUGCGGGCAUGGACGAUUCAGAUUGGAACGCGUGCCCCACAGGCAGCGGGUAAAAUUCAUUCAGCAUUUGAGAAGGGUUUCAUAAUGGCCGACGUCAUGUGCUUCGAAGAUUUUCAAGAAUCACAAGGCUCCGAGGCCGCCGUCAAAGCUUGUGGAAAGUACCGUCAGCAAGGAAGGAAUUACGUAGUCCAUGAUGGUGAUAUCAUUCAUUUCAAAUUCAAUGCAGGUGCGGGACUCUCAACUUCUAAGAAAUGAAUGUGUCUUAUCUUUUAUUGUAUUGUGAAUAUUUUACGAUUAUGAAUAAAUGCGCUGUUCAAGUUUGUAUAUUUU